AUGGCUGUAUUUAAAGUUUUUAUUUUUUUUUGUUUUUUUUUUCUUCCUGAACAUGGGAUAUUGAAAGGUUCUAAGCGAGGCCGCCCGUUGGCCAUCACCGAUUCGCUGCGCAUCCGUGUGUGCGCUCGGGGACUCAAAAGAGCCGACAAACUGGGGUAUCUAUCCUUCUUCGGCCGACCAUCUGAAGUUAAAAAUGAGUCCAAGUGUGCAUCCAAAGUGGAUGACACGCUGUAUGAUAGUUGGGGAGUUAAACCCUUGUGGGAGUCCAAACCGUUUUCCCUAAUGAAGCUUCCAUUCAGCCCCCAAAGUAUGUCUCCCUUCCUAACUGAAGAAGCGGUGAAAUACCACUACAGCAAGCACCACGCCGCAUAUGUGAAGAACCUAAAUAAUUUAGCCGAUCAGCAUGGUGAACUGAGGAACUUGACUUUGGAAGAGGUGAUAGGAAGAUACUCUGGGGCGAUUUAUAACAAUGCAGCCCAAAUUUAUAACCACAACUUUUUUUGGUUGGGACUGAAAGAGCAUGGAGGUGGGAUGCCUUACGGCGAAAUAAAAAACAAAAUCGAAGAAUCCUUUACCACCUUUGAAAAUUUUAAAGAUAUCUUUAUGAAGGAAGCAUCAGGCCAUUUUGGUAGUGGAUGGAUAUGGUUAAUAAUGAAAGACAAGAAGCUGAUCAUCUACCAAGGACACGACGCCGAUAACCCCAUAAAAAAUAACAUUGGACACCCAAUCUUAACCCUAGAUGUUUGGGAGCAUGCUUAUUACGUGGAUUACAAAAAUGCCAGAGGAGACUACGUGAAAGAAUGGCUGAACAAAGUGAACUGGGAUUUUGCCAACUACAACUUGUCCACAUUAAAUUAG
Plasmodium knowlesi strain H is the source of this 858-nucleotide messenger RNA. RefSeq names its product superoxide dismutase [Fe], putative. Gene Ontology annotation, molecular function: metal ion binding; superoxide dismutase activity. Gene Ontology annotation, biological process: superoxide metabolic process. The transcript is spliced from 9 exons. Lineage: Eukaryota; Apicomplexa; Aconoidasida; Haemosporida; Plasmodiidae. The record is from RefSeq and is a predicted model, not a curated record. Bases 1 to 858 code for a protein of 285 amino acids.